Molecule: messenger RNA, 1539 nt
Organism: Penicillium cosmopolitanum
Lineage: Eukaryota; Fungi; Ascomycota; Eurotiomycetes; Eurotiales; Aspergillaceae
Exons: 3
Coding region: 1-1539 (512 amino acids)
Molecular function (GO): hydrolase activity, acting on carbon-nitrogen (but not peptide) bonds
Source: RefSeq, a predicted model, not a curated record
AUGUCCUCGCUUCUAAGAGGAGGCACCGCUGUUCGCAGCAAAACUUCAAAGCUCCUCAGAGGAGGAACCGUUCUUAUCCAUGGCGAGAAGGACCAUGUUUCCCCACAAUUGGCCGACAUCCUUAUUGAGGGGGACAGAAUUUCUAAGAUAGAUGCCGCCAUUCCUGCGCCUACUGAAUGUCAUAUCAUAGACUGUACCGAUAAAAUCAUUUCCCCUGGCUUUGUGGAUACACAUCGCCAUGUUUGGCAGUCGCCCCUCAAAGGAUUCUUCGGAGACACGGCUCUGUUUCCGUACCUAGCAAUCGUAAUUGCCGCCGGGAUGGAACUCAAAGCAGAAGAUAUGUUUUGGGCGAAUCUAGCUGGCAGUUUGGAAUCUAUCGAUGCCGGAACAACCACUACCCUGGAUCAUGCUCAUAUGAACUGGUCCAAGGAUCACAGCUGUUCGGCAAUCGCCGGGACAAUAUCCUCGGGUAUCCGCUCGAUUUUUGGCUAUACUCCGGUUUCCAUUGUUGCGAGCACAAAGCCGAAAAUUGAAUUUUCGCCCGAGCCUUUGCCCAGUUGGAUUAUGGAGACUUUUGAACGACUCGCCACAUCGAAACCACUUAAUGACUCUGGUUCUCGUGUCCAAUUGGGAUUCGGGUUUGACUUCUACCACCUUCCCAAAGAAGUUGUCUUGGGAAUCUUCCACAAAGUCAAGUCCCUGGGUACCAGGAUAAUUACAUCGCACUUCAUCCAAAACUUUGUCAAAGAUAGUGAGAGUCUACCUGCUUUGUUGAAGUCUUAUGGUUUGUUACAGAAAGGCAUCGUGCUUUCCCAUGGUGGUGGAGCUACGUCCGAAGAUGUCAAACUGUUAAGCGAUGCAAGCUGCUUUGUCUCUGCUACGCCGAACACCGAGCUUGCCAUGGCAGUCGGACCGCCAGUCUGCUUCCGGAAAGACCUAACCGGUAUCGAUAGAGUAUGCUCUUUAGGUGUCGACUGCCACUCGGCAACAAGCGGCAGCAUGGUAAAUGAGAUGCGGAUGGCAUUGCAGACCGCAAGAGGAAUUGAAAGUGAAUCCCACAUUCAAAGUGGCAUAUGGCCGAGAGAGGUAACGCAGAAAACUUCUCAUGCCUUCAACUUGGGCACUAUCCAGGGUGCCCGUGCUCUGCGCAUGGAGCAUGACAUUGGUAGCCUUGAAGUGGGCAAAAAGGCGGAUCUGGUGAUAUUUGAUGCUCUCAGUCCUGCUAUGAUUGGUGUUGCUCAGCGGGAUCCUGUCAUGGCUAUUGUCCUACAUUCCACAAUACGCGAUGUCAACACUGUGCUUGUGGAUGGGGAGGUGAGAAAAGAAAAUGGCAAGUUAUGUUCAGUCAAGGGUACUGAGUGGAGUGACAAGAGCGGCUUCGUGGAAACAAACCAGGAUAUUCACUGGCACGAGGUGGCAGAUCGACUUUUGGCUAUACAAAAGAGGCUAGUAUCUAAAACUCCGGGCCCUCUUCUCUUGCAGAUAGAAGAUCAUGUCCGCGAGCUCUUUGGCCAUAAGCCCGCCGUUUCCAAAAUUUAG